AAACGAUCCUGUAAGUUUUUAACGCGGUAUUUGACGUUUUUCUUCAUCCAAGAUCGUGGAAUCAGACAGUAUAUUCUGCAUAUUUAAGUAUGGCCUUUUCCCGGAUUAUCAUACAAGUUAUUCUUGUUACCUCUCUUGUUGGAGACACCUCUGUUGAAGGGGUGGCAAAUACAUCCAUUGAUUGUAUGAAUGGAGGAUACCCUGGGCAGAGUACAACUUUAACCUGUACAGUAACUGGAACUAUAGCUACCGGCAUCUACUGGAUACGACCUGAUGUUCAUGUUCCACAAGUUGUACGAUGUAACACAGUUAACACUAUAUGUCGUUCAGAUGUGUCUGGUUACAGCGCUGUUAUCAACUCACCUACGCAGAUUACUCUCACCAUUCAGUCUUUCAACCCUGCAGUAGAUGAUGGAGAGUGGAUCUGUCGUGAUGGGCCAAUAGGAAGCCAGUCUACUUGUAACAUCACCCUACUAAUUGGCCCAGACAAUAUUACAUUCAAUCCAUCACCACCAGCUGAAGUGAGAGAAAGAAGCAAUGUGACAAUAAACUGUACUGCUGACUGUGUCCCACCAUGUUCUUACUUUUGGACAUGGGCAAAAGAAAACAUCAGUUCAACCUCUUUGUUAGCAAUGGAGAAUAUCGGAAAGAAACAAGCAGGCGAAUACAUGUGUACAGUAACCAACACCAUUACAUUAAUAUCAAGAAAUAAAGCAUUCCGCCUGUCUGUUCUCCGUAACCCAGAGCGCAUGUCGGCCUUAAGUUCAGGUGCUAUAACGGGAAUUGUGAUCGGUGUUGUUCUGGCGAUUGCUAUUCCCACGGUGUGGAUACUUUAUAAGAGGAUAAUACAGAAGAAAGCUAAAGAUGUGCAGAACGAAUCUAAUGACUAACGGAAACCAAAAUCAAGUUCACAGCCCUACAUGUUUCCGUAAUUAGUACCAGAAUACAGACGACAGAAACAUGCCAAAGCUAGAACUCCACAGUUUUCGGGGGGGGGGGGGGGGGUGUUGAGUCUGUAUCAGUAAACAUGGGGGGGGGGGGGGGUGAGUCUGUAUCAGUAAACAGGGCUCUCUUUUGUGUUGGGUGUUCCAAUAUUGAUUGAUUGGUUGAUUUUUUAAAAUGAAAUUCCAGCAGAAAUUAGACUAAAGUUGCAGUAUUGUACUUAGAAGUGCAGUAUUUCACUAGUUUUACAUCAGUUGUCAAAAAUAACAAUUGUUUGUUUGCAUAAAACGGUAAUUAAUGAAUUGGCUUGUAACUAUAAUAACAUAAUGUUAAAAUGCAUAUAAAAACAUUAUUAGUUUUAAACUCAUAACAUUUUCACAAAGAAAAAAGGAGGGGCAUAAACAUUAUUAACUGUAUCCACUACCGGCCUCGGUGGCGUCGUGGCAGGUCAUCGGUCUACAGGCUGGUAGGUACUGGGUUCGGAUCCUAGGCAUGGGAUUUUUAAUCCAGAUACCGACUCCAAACCCUGAGUGAGU
Gigantopelta aegis is the source of this 1478-nucleotide messenger RNA. RefSeq names its product carcinoembryonic antigen-related cell adhesion molecule 6-like. The transcript is spliced from 6 exons. Bases 90 to 890 code for a protein of 266 amino acids. NCBI's taxonomy places the organism in Eukaryota, Metazoa, Mollusca, Gastropoda, Neomphalida, Peltospiridae. The record is from RefSeq and is a predicted model, not a curated record.